AACUUUUAUACCUACUAUGUCAGUGUCAGAUGUUUAUUAGGUCCAUUUAUUCCGAAAAUGGCGAGUUUAAUAAAAAAAGCUAUUAUUUCUAACCCUUAUUCUGUUAGGAAGACCCUUGGCAUUUUUUGCAACGCUACCCGAAACCAUUGGAACUUCCAAUACAAGCCUGGUCCAUAUCCCAAGACCCCAGCGGAACGUGAAGCUGCUGCUGCUAAAUAUGGGUUGAGUGUUGAGGAAUACCAACCAUACCCUGAAAGUAUGGGUUAUGGAGAUUAUCCGAAGUUGCCUGAAAUCGGAGAGGACUCCAAGGAUCCUCACUAUCCUUACGACAACCCUGAGCUGAAGAGGAACUUCAAUGAACCUAUACACGCUAGGAUGGAAAUAUUUGGAGGUGAUCGCUACGACCCUUCAAUGAAAAGAAGGUUUUCAUUGCUGCACCAGUGGACCUGGUUUUUGGGUGUAGUCGGUGGGUCUGCAGCACUGUUCUUCUACCUUGAAAACUUUAAAUUUGGAAGGCCAGUCACUGUAAAACAAUUGCCAAGUAACGGACCUCAUUAUUCAUUUGGUGGCAAAUAGGACAAUUGGAAUUUUUGUUCAGUUGAGAGCUAAAAAUUGCAAUUUAGUAUAUUAUUGUUUGUUAGUUUCAUUAAAACAUCUGGAUUUUAUUUAUA
Messenger RNA from Trichoplusia ni (cabbage looper), 671 nucleotides. RefSeq names its product NADH dehydrogenase [ubiquinone] 1 beta subcomplex subunit 8, mitochondrial (gene ND-ASHI). Lineage: Eukaryota; Metazoa; Arthropoda; Insecta; Lepidoptera; Noctuidae. Bases 58 to 576 code for a protein of 172 amino acids. The record is from RefSeq and is a predicted model, not a curated record. Gene Ontology annotation, cellular component: mitochondrion. The transcript is spliced from 3 exons.